AACUAACCAACCAAACAGCAAAGCGCAAACUACAAUUUUAAAGUUUUAUAAAAAAUACAAUGGUUGAAAUAAUAUUAAACUUUUCUCAAUUUCAUUAAUAAAAAAAUGCUUAAAAUCUGUAAAACUUAUGCGAAUAUAAAUGUAAGAUACAAUAUUAAUAAAUAAAUAAUAAUAUAAGAAAGUUAAAAAAAUUAAUGAAUCAUGUCGGAAAGAAAAGGCACAAAAGCUCUGGAGUUGUGGUGUAAGCGUUUAAUUAAAGAUUGUCCGGAUAUACACAUAGAAAAUAUGACAACAUCUUGGAGAAAUGGAAUGGCAUUUUGUGCUUUAGUUCAUCAUUUUAGGCCAGAUUUGAUUGAUAUGUCGAAAUUAAAACCUGAAAAUAUUUAUGAAAACAAUCAACUAGCAUUUAACAUAGCUGAAAAAUACCUUGGAAUACCUGCAUUAUUGGACCCUGAAGACAUGGUAGAUAAUGACGUUCCGGACAGAUUAUCAAUUUUGACUUAUUUAUCCCAAUUCUACCAACGCCUCAGUCAUACAGUGAACACUAAGGUGUCAGAAAAUGAAUCGAAAGCUUUACCUACAAAAACAACAGAACCACCUACACCAGUAAGAUUUGGCAAGACCGGUCUUGAUAAAUGCACUUCAUGUGGCUUACCUGUUUAUUUAGCUCAACGUCUGAUGGUAGCCCAUAAACUCUACCACAGAAGAUGUUUCCGUUGUUCAAAAUGCUCAGGACACCUGAAUCCUAAGAGUUAUGAAACAGUUGAAGGAUCUGAUUUUACCUGUGAUAGUUGUAAAAAUGAUAAAACUCUAUCUAAACUUUUGAACAACAACAAUGAUCAAAAUCUAAUGGGCAUGUUGGCAUUCACUGAUGUUUUAGAUGAGCCAAAACCAAAAGAUAAUUUGUGUGAAGAUAAAAUUAGUUUCAGGGAAAACAAACGACCACAGUCUAUUCUGGACAAAAUAAGUAUGUUCGAAAAAAAUAUAGAAAAAGAUGUCCCCAUAGAUAACAGGAUGAAUAAUAUUUUAAAAGAAAAUUCCACUCAGAUAAAUAUAGAAGUAAAAACUGAAAUACUGAAUGAGCAUGACCCAAAAACUGUUCUUGAUAGAACAGAGAGUAGUAAUAAACCAAUUAAUAAUUUACCAGACGUAGUAUACAAAAGUAAUGUUAAAAAAUUCAAUUUCUUACAAACACAACUUUCUGACGGUACCUGCAAUGAAUCAACUGUUGAAGAGAAAACUUUACCUAAAUCUGAACACAAGUUGCAAGAAGAUGUGAGUAUUGAUGUAAAAAGUUUCAACAAAGAUGUUUUCCUAGAAAACAGUGAACCAUUAAUAGUCAAUGAUUAUAACAAUAUAACGGAUGAUAGCAGACUAGCGAACAGUGUUAACGUUACACUAAGUAGCACUGAACCGAUUUCUGAAGAGCCUAUCGUAUUAGAACCAGAAAUCAAAAUAAAUGUACCGCCGCGACGUAAAAAGCAAAUGGGUCAAGAUUUUAAAAAGAUAUCAAAACCAAAAGGCGCACCAACUGUUACACCUCAAGAGAACGAAGAGUAUCCUGAUCAUUUGAACCCAUUUUCGGAUGAUGAUGUUGAGGUUCAGGUCUCCCAAAAUCCUUCCAAGACAGUGAGCACUAAUCCUUUCGGCAGCAGCGACGAUGAAAACGAGGAACUACCACCAAUACCACCGAUUUCAAAGCAACCUGAAACACUACCAGUAAAACGUCUCAUAGCCGUCAAUCCAUUUUGGUCCGACGGAGAAGAACCUUCCACAGACGAUGAAAUUGACGACUUAAGCUCAAAGAUGUACAACUCUUCUAUGGCGACGAGCACGCCGAACCUGCCGUCGAGCGCGCCUCGACGUAAGAAACAGAAGGCCCCUCCGCCCCCUGUGGUACUGGUUUCAGAGCCGCAACAACCGGGCACGUCCAUGGAAGAUGUUGCCAGCCUAUCAUCGCACAGUUCUUACAAUUCUACUGCUAACUCGAGUCACAUGUACGGAAAAAGCACUCCAGUGCAGCUAAGGAAGAACAUAACGGCACCAACUCCUCCUGACAGCAUAUCAACGCUGUCCGAAUGUGCGGGCUCUCUUGAAAAAGGCGUCGAUACAUCCGGUCUCGGAAGUAACAACUCUAGUUUAGUUGGGCGACGAACUAAGGGCCCAGCGCCGGGCCUCCCGCUGCCGGAACGACGCGAAGUGAAACUUCAGAUGUCCCCAGAAGAGUUGCAAGUGCAGCUCGAUCUCCUGGAAACGCAGCAGCUCGGGCUGGAGCGGCAGGGGGUACUCAUCGAGAAGAUGAUACGGGAUAAGUGUGAGGGCGACGAGCCAUCCUCUGUGCCGCAAGAAGAGGUCGAAGAUCUUGUGAUACAACUCUGCGAACUUGUCAACGAGAAGAACGAUCUGUUCAGGAAACAAACGGAACUUAUGUAUAUCCGUCGACAACAACGUCUAGAACAGGAGCAAGCAGAUAUCGAGCACGAGAUUAGAAUAAUCCAAUCGCGUCCAGCGGUCAACCGUAUUGACGCGGAUAAGGCGCGGGAAGAGGAGCUGGUCACGCGGCUCGUGGAGAUAGUACGUCUGCGCGACGAGCUGGUGCAGCAGCUGGACGCGGAGCGGCGCCGCGAGCAGCAGGAGGACCUCGCCAUCGCAGCGUCCAUCGCCAGUAAACGAGCUCAGAGACAAAGCGAAUCAAACAGUUCUUCAAUCAAAUCAGUUGAGGUUGCAGCUCCGAAGAAGAACAAAGUAAAGGAUAAAAUGAAAAAACAAUUCAAAAAAGCAAAACACACUUUAAUUUCUAAGAAAAAGGACGAUUCGCCUGAACACAAAGAAGAAAAAGAACGUAAGAAAUCUAAAUAAAUAGCAGUUACACGGAUAUUGAUUGAUAUUAACUUUUUUUUUUUGCUUUGAAAGGUACUGAAAGUACUUGCAAGUAAGACUGAAUCAUUCCACUAAAUAUUUUUUAUUAUUGAUAAAAUGAAAAGUCAAUUAGAUCUUUAAUAUGCAUGGCUCUAGUACUCCAUUCAGUGUAAACAACAAAACAAACUCAGCAAACUACUUUUUUCAUUACCACUAUACAUUAUGUUUUUUUUUUAAAUACUGCUUGUGUGACUGAGGAAGGAGAUCGACACAUUCAUGCUAUAUCACUUAAGCACAAAAAUGGAGUAUAGAUGAUUUGACAUAUAUUUAGGAUAAAUCAAUAUCGUUUUCGUGCCAGCGUUAGUAUAUAGUAAAAUACAUAAAAUAAUACAUAAAUUCAUUUAUCCGUAACACACCAGAUAUAAUACAAAAGCAACAUAUAAUGAGUCUUAUUAUAUUAAUGACCAAAUAGUAAUGUUGUUUGACAAUCUUUUGUUUUGUGUUAAGUAUAUAUUUUAUAUCAUGUGUAAAUUAACGUAAUUUUUUUUAUUGUUAUUUUGUGUAGAACAAAAAAAUGAAUACCGUUAUACUAAUACGUAUAAAUUUACUUACUUUUGUACUUAACUAACAUAGUAUUAAUAACAUGUUCACAAUAAUUCCAGUAUUAUUUGUACAAUAACAGUAGUAUGUUGUAAUACUUAUGAUUUCUCAUUACAAAUUAUUGGAUAAGUGAAUUAAUUCAAGUCGAAUUUCAAAAGACCUUUAACUAACACCAUAAUAUGUAUAUGUUUAUAGUACUUAAUCUUAUAAUUGCAAUAAUUUGAAAUGGUUCCCAGAAGCUCGCAAUUGUGAUUCAACUUUAAAACGCAUCGGUAUAAUGCACGUAUGCUAAUAGUCACGUUACUUAAUGUAAGCAACUAAACACAAGCAACGGCCUUACCUCGACCUAACUUUGUGUUAAUUGUUUACUAAAAAAGAUAGAUAUUUACAGUGGUGGAUUUACACUAGGGGCAAUCGAGGCAAGUGCCCAGGGCGGCAAACUUUUGAAAGUAAAAAUAUUUUUUUAGUCUUAU
Messenger RNA from Bombyx mandarina (wild silkworm), 3932 nucleotides. It is a transcript of the gene MICAL-like, whose product is annotated as MICAL-like protein. Gene Ontology annotation, molecular function: protein binding. Lineage: Eukaryota; Metazoa; Arthropoda; Insecta; Lepidoptera; Bombycidae. The record is from RefSeq and is a predicted model, not a curated record.